AUGUAUACUCUUGAUAUUAGAGUUUGUACUAGUCAAUUCAUUCAUUGUUUUGCUCGAGCCACUCACAUGACAGGAAGUUUUUUUAUCACCUUUGUAUAUGGUUUUAAUGAUGUGAAAUUGAGGGAUCAAUUAUGGCUGGAUAUUCAGGAGUUAGCUUUGAAGAUUGAUGAGGCUUGGAUGAUAUUGGGAGAUUACAAUGAAAUCUUGCAUCAGAAUGAAAGAGUUGGCAAGAAGACUAUUAUGAAACCUUCUCUGAGCCUUCGAGAUUGCAUGAUCACUUGUCAAAUGGAAGAAUUGAAAUAUUCAGGGAGUUUUUAUACAUGGAAAAAUAAGCAAAGGCCUGAGGAUCGUGUCUAUUCUAAAAUUGAUAGGGCUAUGGUUAACAUGAAAUGGACAGAUCAAUACCCGAACUCUGAGCAAUUUUUCUUCCUGAAGCAACCAUUCAGGUGUUUCAGAAUGUGGAAGGAAGCUUCAUCAUAUGCAACUAAAGUUAGCACUAACUGGAAUAUAGUAGUUUCGGGCACUGAGAUGUAUAAAUUAGUCCUGAAGUUAAAGAGACUUAAACAGAUUUUCAGAGAAAUAAAUAGAGAAGGAUAUCAUUACAUUAAAAAGGCUGAAGCUCAAGCCAAGCAUUGCAUGCUGGAAAUUCAAGAAAGCUUGCACCAAGAUCCUCUCAAUGAGUCCUUAAUUCAACAGGAGGUAUUGGCUAGGGAAGAAUUUAACCGAUUAAAUAGAGCAUAUUUGUUAUUUUUAGCACAGAAAUCAAAAGAUAGCUGGGUGAUGAAUGGUGAUGAAAACACUGCUAUUUUUCAUGCCUCAUUGAAAGCUAGAAGGAUUCAGAAUCGGAUUUUCUCUAUACACACUGAAAAAGGUACCUGGGUGGAUACAGUGGAUGGUGUACAAAGAGCUUUCUUAGAAUAUUAUCAAAAUUUAUUGGGGACCCAAUUGCAUAGUAGGAGGAAGGUAUCACAGGCUAUUGUUGAUUUGGGUCCUGGCAUUUCUGAGGUGCAUUCUAGGAUGCUGUUAGAAACUUUUACAGCUCAGGAAGUUAAAGAUGCUCUAUUCUCCAUUCAAGGUCUGAAGGCCCCUUGUCCUGAUGGCUAUAGUAGUUUUUUUUAUCAGGAUAAUUGGGAUUUAGUAGGUGCUGAGGUGUGUUCGACUGUUUUAGACUUCCUAACUACGGGGAAAAUUCUUAAAGUGAUUAAUGCUACAACCAUCACCCUCAUUCCAAAAAUCAAAUGUCCGACCAAAGUGAGUGAUUUCCGUCCAAUCUCCUGUUGUAAUGUGCUCUAUAAAAUUGCAUCCAAAAUGAUAUGUGCAAGGUUGAGAAGGGUUCUUCUGGAUUUGAUUGCAGAGAACCAAGGGGGUUUUGUUCAUGGGAGCAAAAAGGGGAUUAAGGCAAGGGGAUCCAAUGUCUCUAUUAUUGUUUGUGUUAGAGUGACAUUAAUUAAUGCAGUACUCAUGUCUAUACACUCCUAUUGGGCCCAAAUCAUGAUAUUGCCGAAGAGGAUACUGAAGGAAAUUGAUGCCAUUUGUAGAGCCUUUCUUUGGAGAGGAAUGAGUGAUAAUGUAGGGCCUGGACUUGUUGCUUGGCAUACCGUUUGCAAUUCCAAAACAGGUGGAGGAUUGGGUUUUAAGAGGGUUGUGGACUGGAAUAUUGAAGCUAUAGGGAAAUACAUAUGGGAAAUUGCUUCCAAAAAAGAUAACUUGUGA
Messenger RNA from Humulus lupulus (European hop), 1713 nucleotides. RefSeq lists its product as uncharacterized. Bases 1 to 1713 code for a protein of 570 amino acids. The record is from RefSeq and is a predicted model, not a curated record. Lineage: Eukaryota; Viridiplantae; Streptophyta; Magnoliopsida; Rosales; Cannabaceae. The transcript has 4 exons.